ACACACCUCUAAACACAAAAUCAGAAAAAAAGCAAAGGUAUGCCCAUAACGCACCACUGCGCAAAAUAGCAACCUCCACCAUUAAAUACUAUUAACAUACCGUUUACUCUCGCUGAAAAAAAAAAAAAAAAAAAUCUAAAUCAUUUUUAUUUACAAAGUAAGUUUUUUUUUUUUGGGGUCCUCCAUUUUUCCGAUCGGCAAAAUCGACGGGAAUCUCCAAUUCCUCGCCGCCGAUUUGCCGGAGCUGGACCUUCACUUUGACCCGAAAUAAGCAUAAAACCACAGGCCCGAUUUGCUCUCACGAACCAAACCCUAAGAGAACCUUUUGUUCCACUUUGCAAUAUUUAAAAAAAAAAAAAAAAAUGGGUUUUCUCUGUGUUUGUGCUUUAGGUACAGUGAGAUUCACAAUCAGCCAAGCUUGAUUUUGCUCGAGCUCCCAAAUACACGUGGCGAUCUGGGUCUUCUUCGCCUCCAUUUCUGCUUAAGUUUCAAAAUCGAAAUGUGGUUAUACUUGCAAAUUGGGCUCCUUCGGCAGUUAAGGACGCUGGGUAGUUUAUAGCUUUUUGGGUUCAAAUUUUUGGUAUUAAGUGAUUUAAGCUCUCUACAUGGAAACUAACAAACAGGAGGCUCUUAAAGCGAAGGAGAUCGCUGAGAAGCGAUUUGCAGAAAAAGACUUUGCGGGUGCAAAAAAUUAUGCACUGAAGGCGAAAACACUGUAUCCAGGACUAGAGGGUAUAUCUCAAAUGGUGGCCACAUUUGAAGUUUAUGUUGCUUCUGAGGUUAAAUUUAAUGGUGAAGCUGAUUACUAUUCGAUUCUUGGAUUGAAGCCAUUUGCAGAUAAAGAUGCAGUGAAAAAACAGUACAGGAAGAUGGCCGUGUUACUUCAUCCUGAUAAGAAUAAAUGUGUGGGAGCUGAUGGCGCUUUCAAACUUGUUUCUGAAGCAUGGAAUUUGUUGUCAGAUAGUACCAGACGAAGCUCUUACGAUGUCCUGAGGAGCAAACAGUCAGCCUCUGUAGUAAACCAGACAAAUUUAUCUUCAGUUCAUGCUUCCGGGGUUACAGGUUUUAAUAACUGUUCUAAUUCAUCAACCUCUCAUGGUAGACUUGACACUUUCUGGACUGUUUGCACCUCCUGUAAAGUUCAGUAUGAAUAUCUCCGGAAGUAUGUGAAUAAGAGACUUUCAUGUAAAAACUGCCGGGGUAUUUUCAUUGCUGUGGAAACUGGUACAGCUCCAGCCACUGGAUCUUUCCCUUAUUGUCCUUGGUCCUAUGUGCCUGGUAAUGGAUAUACAACUCAUGGUUAUGAAGGGGUUACUUAUGUUCCCUCCAACGCUACCUUCUUCACUGGAAAUGGGGUCUCAGGAUAUCAUUCUGCACAUGGUUAUGAGUAUGUUUCAAAUGUUUCAUUUCAGUGGAGCUCGUUUUCAGGAACUUCGACUGGAGUGGUGGGCCCUAAUGGACCAUCUACUGUAGCCUCUGAUGGUGUUUAUCAGGUUCAUGGAAAUGUGAACAAAGCUGGAGUAAAGGUUAAAUCAAGAUCCAAUGGAAAGCGGUCUGUGACAAAUUCUGUGGCUAACAUAAAUUCCAAUCUGUGUACUGGCAAUAAUGAAGUGCCAGUUUCUAAUGCCAAUAGACCUGAUAAGAAAAGAAAAGUAGUCGUGGGAGCCAGUUUCCGAAAUGGGUAUGAUGAAAAUAUUUCAAAAUCUGCUUCAGAAACAAAAGCAGCAAAUGGCAAUGCCAAUGGGGUUGAGCAGAAGGUUUCCAGUGCAAAUGAAAUUCAAAGUAAACGUUCCUCGAUUGCACCAGCAUUUGAUGCUAGGAAAUUGUUGAUUGACAAGGCAAGGAUGGAAAUUCGGAAGAAACUGGAGGAGAUGAAGUUGGCAUCAACAGCAGCAGUUGCUGCAGUGAAGAGUCCAAAAGAACAGGCUGAAAUUGUUCAAGCAGUAGUAGCUAAAGAGACAAAUAAAAAAGUAGAUUCAGAUACAUCUGGUCGCCAGUUACAUCCAAGUAGAACAGGGCCUCUCUCAAUUACCGUCCCCGACUCUGAUUUCCAUGAUUUUGACAAAGAUAGGUCUGAGGAAUGCUUCAAGCCAAAACAAAUAUGGGCCUUGUAUGAUGAAGAGGACGGUAUGCCUCGAUUGUACUGUUUGAUUCGUGAAGUGAUCUCAGUCAAACCAUUUAAGAUUCAUAUCACUUACUUGAACUCUAAAACCGAUAGUGAGUUUGGGACUGUGAACUGGCUGCAUUUUGGAUUCACUAAAUCUUGUGGAAACUUCAGGGCCUGGAGCUCAGAUGUUGUUGACCAAGUGAAUGUUUUCUCUCAUGUUUUGACCCGUGAAAAAGCUGGUAGGGGAGGUUGUGUUCGCAUAUAUCCCAGAAGUGGAGAUAUUUGGGCUGUAUAUCGAAAUUGGUCUGCAGAUUGGAACAGAUCAACUCCUGAUGAAGUGAGACACCAGUAUGAAAUGGUGGAAGUUCUUGACGAUUACUCUGAAGAUCUUGGUGUUUGUGUUUCUCCGUUAGUAAAAUUGGCUGGAUUCAAGACAGUAUAUGCAAGAAACACCGACAAGGAUGCCAUACGGUGGAUACCAAGGAGAGAAAUGUUACGUUUUUCACACCAGGUGCCAUCCUGGUUACUGAAGGGAGGAGAGGGCAAUUUGCCAGAAAAAUGCUGGGAUCUGGACCCGGCUGCAACUCCAGAUGAGUUGCUUCAUGCUGUUGCAGCGGCAGAGGCUUAACACACUAAAGCAGGGAAGCAAAAUUACUUUUGGAGUUCAUUUUAGCAUUCUUUAGAAAAAAAAAGAAAAAAAAAUUAGGUUAACUGUACAAAUAUGUCACACUUGGUCAGAGACCAUUGCAACAUUUAACCCCUGAUGGUUUAAGAGGGUGCCAUGUUUACUGAGUAAAACUUAUCAUUAGAUUUUCCAAUAUAAUGACUGCUUUUUUA
Messenger RNA from Ziziphus jujuba (common jujube), 2944 nucleotides. RefSeq lists its product as uncharacterized. NCBI's taxonomy places the organism in Eukaryota, Viridiplantae, Streptophyta, Magnoliopsida, Rosales, Rhamnaceae. The record is from RefSeq and is a predicted model, not a curated record. The transcript is spliced from 2 exons. Bases 606 to 2735 code for a protein of 709 amino acids.